AUGCCUAACUUGCUGCCAAGGAAUCCGUUCCAUCACCACGAACAGAGCUCGAGGGGAAUGGAUAAUAGCUCGCAUGACAAUCAUGGUGGUCUAACGAGAAACUCGAGGUCGUUUUUGAAUUUCAUGAACAAAAGACAGAGCAACGAUUCGCUGAAAAGUGACAAGUCGACAGACUCCUUACAAACGACAUUCACGCCGGUCAAUCAUCAUAAUAUAAGUAAUGGCCAUCAGACUCUGCAUGAGAAUAACACAUCGAAUACGACGUCGCCGAAAAGCUCCCAUUCGAUGGCAGAAUUGAAAAGGUUUUUCAGGCCAAAUCUCCAUAAAAAACCCUCGGGGAGCUCUCAUAACAAUAGAUCGGCGUCUACUUUGAAUUUGCAGUUACCGUUCAACCACUUUCCAGCCCAAAGUGGGCAGCAACAGCAUCAGCAACAUCAUCAUCGUCAAGCUCAUACAUAUAGUGAACAUCAUACGCAUACACAAUCGGCAAUACCGCCAAGUUCGGACUCAACAUUAUCAUUAUCGAACAAUAUAAAUAUAUAUCAUGAUGACUCGAUAUUGGCUCAAAAGUACGGUAAAUUGGGUAAGCUUUUGGGAGCCGGGGCCGGUGGUUCUGUUAAAGUCUUGGUGAGACCAACUGAUGGUGCAACUUUUGCAGUCAAAGAGUUCAGACCAAGGAAGACAAAUGAAUCCGUUAAGGAUUACGCUAAAAAGUGUACGGCAGAGUUUUGUAUUGGUUCAGCUUUAAGACAUCCUAACAUAAUUGAAACACUUGAUAUUUUCUCCGAUUCAAAACAGAAUAAAUAUUAUGAGGUCAUGGAAUAUUGUCCAAUCGAUUUUUUCGCUGUGGUAAUGACAGGUAAAAUGUCUCGUGGUGAGAUAAAUUGUUGUUUGAAACAACUGACUGAAGGUGUUAAAUAUUUACAUUCCAUGGGAUUAGCUCACAGAGAUUUAAAAUUAGACAAUUGUGUUAUGACCACUGAUGGUAUAUUGAAAUUAAUCGAUUUUGGUAGUGCAGUUGUCUUCAGAUAUCCAAUGGAAAAUGAUGUUACACCCGCUCAUGGAAUUGUUGGUAGUGAUCCAUACUUAGCACCUGAAGUUCUAACUUCAACGAAAUGCUACAAUCCUCAAUUUGUUGACGUCUGGUCAAUCGGUAUCAUUUACUGUUGUAUGAUGUUGAAGAGAUUUCCUUGGAAAGCACCUCGUGAGUCGGACGAUAAUUUUAGACUUUUUUGUAUGCCAAAUGAUGUUGAACAUGAUUAUGUUGCAUCAGCGAAACAUCAUGAACAAUUGCUAAUGGAACGAAGAGAAAAACACAAAAGACAUGAACGUCUGGCUGAAAUUGAAAAUGCCAAUGAACAUGAGAGUGAACAAUCGAAACAGCAAAAUGUCGAAAAGGGUAAUUAUGAAGUCAAUUCAAAAUCAAAGGCCGAGGUUGAAAAUAAUCAUGUUGAGAAUAAGGAGAACGGAGACAAUGUACAACAGCUGCAAAAUAAUCAGACAAAUGAUAACGAGGAUCCUCAACAUGAAAAGAAUGAAGUCAAAGAUGAAGUCAAAGACGGGGUGAAAGCUGAAGUUAAAGACGGGGUGAAAGCUGAAGUUAAAGACGGAGUGAAAGCUGAAAUCAAAAAAGGUGCGGAAGAUGAAAAUAAAGGUAAAGGAAGGGAAGCUCUUGAAGACACAAAAGAAUCGGCAGCAACAAAACAACAUUCGCAUAAGUCCUGUGAAACUUGUAAACCAGAUAAUGAUCAUUCUAAAGAAGACGCCGGUAACAAGAAUCUUUCAUCUAAAAAGACCACCGGCUCAGGUAAUUGUGCUGAGCGAACCGAGUCUAAUGCGCAUGAUUUAAAGUCAGUUGCUUCGCAUAAGACUCACCAUAAGAGGGUGAUUCAUGGUCCAUAUAGACUGCUACGCUUACUCCCUCAUGCUUCAAGGCCUAUCAUGUCCAAAAUCUUGGAGAUAGACCCAAAAAAGCGUGCUACAAUGGUUGAUAUGUACGAGGAUGAUUGGUUUAAAAAUACUCCAUUCUGUACCAUGGAUGCGAAAAAACAAGUAAUUAGAGCUCCUGGUCAUCACCACACUUUGGUCAAAGAAGAAGACGCUCAUUUGGAAACUUAUAAAGUAUAA
This is a messenger RNA of Zygotorulaspora mrakii, 2127 nucleotides long. RefSeq names its product putative serine/threonine protein kinase HRK1 (gene HRK1). NCBI's taxonomy places the organism in Eukaryota, Fungi, Ascomycota, Saccharomycetes, Saccharomycetales, Saccharomycetaceae. The record is from RefSeq and is a predicted model, not a curated record. The transcript has a single exon. The coding region runs from base 1 to 2127 and encodes 708 amino acids. Gene Ontology annotation, biological process: protein phosphorylation; intracellular signal transduction. Gene Ontology annotation, molecular function: ATP binding; protein serine/threonine kinase activity.